UCCAAUUUGGGAUUAAACCAUAAUUAUACGGCUGGGUUCUGCUCGUGUUCAGAAGACACCCGUCCAUCAAAGAACAAACUAGCUUGGAGGUUAUAUAUUAUUUACUUUGACUGAGUGUAGGUGGAUAAAUAACUUUAAAUCAGCUUGAUAUAACAAUAGAGCUAUCUAGUUCAGUCAUAAACCAUCACAAUAUGCUAUUUAGCCCAAACUCUUUGACAGAAUGUAUACAGGAAUGGGAAGCUCUCGAAAAGGACUAUCAACAAGUUCAGGAUACCCAUCGCCUCUACAAACAAAAGCUGGAAGAGGUAUCAAAAUUACAGAAUAGUUGUGCAACUUCUAUUUUGCGACAGAGGAAAAGGCUAAAAGAGAUUUCAGCUUCACUUGAAGAAUGCAAACAGAAAGGGAGCCCAGAGGACAUAAGCACUAUAGAUGGGAUUCAAGAGUCAAUGAAAGAAAAGAAAAAUGUAUUUUUUGAGAUGGAGUCCUUCCUUCCAAAGAAAAAUGGGUUAUACCUCAGUCUUGUGCUUGGAAACGUGAAUGUUACCCUCCUUAACAAACAGGCCAAAUUUGCCUAUAAAGAUGAAUAUGAGAGGUUCAAGCUCUACCUGACCAUCAUACUUCUACUUUUCUCCUUUAUGUGUUGGUUUGUAGUGAGCUACAGAGUGCUUGAUGCUCUUUUCAACUUUCUGCUGGUGUGGUAUUACUGCACAUUGACGAUAAGAGAGAGUAUACUUAUUAAUAACGGUUCUAAGAUUAAGGGCUGGUGGGUAUUUCAACAUUAUGUCUCAACUUUCCUCUCUGGAGUAAUGCUGACUUGGCCUGAAGGAGAACUCUACCAAAUGUUUAGGAACCAGUACCUGUCUUACUUUAUGUAUAUAAAUUUUGUCCAGUUUCUUCAGUACUACUACCAGAGUGGCUGUCUGUACCGGCUUCGUGCCCUGGGAGAAAGGCACAACAUGGAUCUCACUGUUGAGGGUUUUCAGUCCUGGAUGUGGAGGGGAUUAACAUUUCUGUUGCCUUUCCUUUUUUUCGGCCAUUUUUGGCAACUCUACAACGGAAUCACACUUUUCCAAAUGUCUCAACUGCCAGAAUGGAAAGAGUGGCAGGUACUAAUGUGUGGAUCCACCUUUCUUGUGCUGUUUAUGGGGAACUACUUCACCACACUUGGUGUAGUUUACCAAAAAUACACAAAUCAGGGAAAAGCAAAAGAUAUAUAAAUGAAAGCCAAAUACACUCAGUCUUUGUGCACAGAAAAAAAAAGAUUUGUAUUUGUAUUAUACAAAUGUUUUUAUCUCCUUAGUUGUACUGUAUAUUAUUGUGUGAAGUUUAAGCUUCAGUAUCAGUACAACAAUUCUAACAUUUAUUUUUAAUUUACAGAUUUUAAUUUAAAAGUAGUGGAAAAGUUAAUGAUUGAUACAGAGUUUCCAGUUUCUUUCCAUCUGGUUGGUGGAUUGGCCACUGACAUCUCAUGCAUGAUGUGUUUCUGACUCACUGUUCAUGAUAGACUCUGGAUCAACUGUAACACUGACCAAAAUAAAGCACUUACUGAAAAUGUA
This is a messenger RNA of Tachysurus vachellii, 1556 nucleotides long. RefSeq names its product transmembrane protein 120Aa (gene tmem120aa). NCBI's taxonomy places the organism in Eukaryota, Metazoa, Chordata, Actinopteri, Siluriformes, Bagridae. Gene Ontology annotation, cellular component: membrane. The transcript is spliced from 12 exons. The record is from RefSeq and is a predicted model, not a curated record. Bases 192 to 1217 code for a protein of 341 amino acids. Gene Ontology annotation, biological process: fat cell differentiation.